Folsomia candida is the source of this 4581-nucleotide messenger RNA. It is a transcript of the gene Nrx-IV, whose product is annotated as neurexin-4. The transcript is spliced from 15 exons. The coding region runs from base 79 to 4053 and encodes 1324 amino acids. The record is from RefSeq and is a predicted model, not a curated record. Lineage: Eukaryota; Metazoa; Arthropoda; Collembola; Entomobryomorpha; Isotomidae.
AUCAGUCAGUCAGUAGAGAAAUCAUAACAAAAUGAGUCAUUUUUAGUGCGAAUUGUGAUUUAGUGAAAAAUUAAUAAAAUGAGGGUGAUUUUGAUUUUGCUCCUUUUUGGAACCACGACGCAGGGGUUUUUUUACAGCGAAGACUACUGCAGCUGGCCGCUGAUUCAGGACCAGGACGUGACCUUGUCAGCCACGUCAAAACUACCCGGCCGGGGCCCGGAACAUGCCAAGUUUGACUCCGUCACGACCACCCGCCCUUUGGCCUGGACGCCCUCCACCUCCAACUACAACCAGUGGCUCAUAAUUAAUCUGAAAAAACCCAAGAAAAUCCACCGCAUCGCCACCCUCGGGUCGGGCCCGAAUUUCGUUCAGGAAUAUUCCUUAGAGACCUCUCAAGACGGGGACAACUGGAGUGCGAUUAGAAACUCCGCUGUGGGCGUGGGCAGUGGGGACUCCAGGGAGUUAUUCACGGGGAACACGGAAUCCGACGCCCCGUUUACGAACGAGUUCCAGACCCCGAUCAUCGCGCAGUAUUUGAGGAUUAACCCGACGCGGUGGCAUGAGCGGAUCUCUUUGAGGGUGGAGCUCUAUGGGUGUGAUUAUGCCCCCUCCACCAUCUCGUUCAACUCCUCUUCGCUAAUCUACCGAAACCUAACCCACUACCCGAUCGCCUCUCGAAAGGACACGAUAAAAUUCCGCUUCAAAACCACCUCCCCUGAUGGAACAUUAAUCUACUCCAAAGGCACACAGUCCGACUACUUCGCUUUGCAACUCCUCGACAACCGGCUAAUCCUCAACAUAAACCUCGGGGGUGGUCAGAUGACCUCGAUAACAGCCGGCUCCCUGCUGGACGACAACCUCUGGCACGACGUCAUCAUCGAUCGUUAUUUAAACCAACUCUCUUUUACGGUGGACCGCGUGGAGGUAAAAGCCGUGAUCAAGGGCGAUUUCUAUCAGUUGGACUUGGAUAAAAUUUUGUAUAUUGGAGGGGUCCCCUUUUCCGACACGGGCCUUGUUACUGGUCAAAAUUUCACCGGCUGUAUGGAAAACUUCUAUUUAAACGACACGAAUGUUAUUGAUAAGUUGAAGAACCCCCCGGACAAUUACUAUGGUGACACGGAGGAGAGUUUCUACAAGAAUAAUACUUUUUUUAAUUGUCCGGAGAGUUCCGUGGUUCCGGUGAGUUUCCUGGAGACGAAUGUUAAGAAUUUUAUAAAGCUCAAGGGGUAUGAGGGGAUUGGAACUUUAAAUGUCACUUUUGAGAUGCGGACCUGGGUGGACUUUGGGGUGGUUUUCUAUCAUAAAUUUACCUCGAGGGGGUUUUGCAAGUUAUACUUUGAAAAGUCAAAAUUCCUGAUCGAAGUGCAACAGCCGGACACGUCCCCUCGACUGGUUUUGGAUAAUUUCCCUAACGAAUUAUUUAACGAGGGACUUUGGCAUCGGGUCAUUUUUAGCAUCACGACGAAUUCUAUCGUGCUGAGUGUGGAUGAGCGGGUCGUGAGGACGUCGAGGCUUAUUAAGAUCCACACCGGGGGGUUGUACCAUUUUGGGGGCACCCCGGAGUCCUCCCUUGACUCCUCCCUGAUCCAGAUCGACACGAAUGCCCACUCCCAACUGACCAAGAACGCCUUAUCGACCUCAACUGGGAUCCAAGCUCCUACUACAUCGACUUUGCAAUCUACUACAAUAAACUACGUGGGUUGUCUGCGGCAGAUCUCGAUUGAUGGGAAUUUCCAGAAUCCACAAGAUUUCGAUAAGCCCACGGCGGCGAUCGUGUUGGACUCUUGUCAGAUGUUGGACAGGUGUAAUCCCAAUCCGUGUGAACAUGGUUCCGUUUGUCGUCAAACCUCCCAAGAGUUUGAGUGUAUUUGCGAUGAGAAUUACACCGGAGCGACGUGUCACAUGCCGUUGUACCCUCUGAGCUGCGAGUCUUAUCGGCAAACGGGGUAUGGGAACAUUGGGGAUAUCAAGAGGGAGGUCACCAUAGAUAUCGAUGGCAGCGGGCCGUUGGAGCCUUUUCCCGUCACCUGCCAAUUCUACCAUGACAACACGGUGGAAACUAUCCUCCAUCACCACUCGGAAACCCCUGUUUUAGUCGACGGUUACGAAGGAAACGGGGCAUUCAACCAAGAAAUCGAGUACGACGCUGGCUGGGGCCAGAUCGAAGUUUUGCUCAAUCGGAGCCUCACUUGUAGGCAGUGGUUACGUCAUGAAUGUCGGAAUUCGAGAUUAUUUAACUCGCCUAGUUUGAUGGAGUCGUUUUCUCCGAGCACUUGGUGGGUUUCCAGGCAAAACACGCCCAUGGAUUACUGGGCUGGGGGGUUGCUGGGGAGCAUGAAAUGUGACUGCGGAAUCCUCGGGCAAUGCGAAGUCCCUGAGAAAUGGUGUAAUUGCGAUUCAGGACUGGACACGUGGUUAUCGGAUGAGGGGUGGUUGACGGAUAUGACUUAUCUUCCUGUUAGGGCGAUCAGGGUGGGGGACACGGGGACGGUUUCGGAUGAUAAGCAGGCUAAAUUUACCCUGGGCCCGUUGGUCUGCACCGGAGAUGCCCUCUUCUCCACCCCAAUAACCUUCCGCCUUGCCGACGCGACCCUCCAGUUCCCCCUCGACCAGUACGGCACGAACAUUUUGUCCACCCACUCCUGGGACAUUUACCUCGAGUUCAAAACGACGACCCAGAACGCCGUCCUCCUCCACGCAAAGGGGCCCACGGAUUUUCUCAAACUAGAAAUCAUCAAUGGGAAUUUAGUGAAAUUUCAGGUGGAGGCGGGGAGCGGGCCUUUGGGAGUCAAUGUUGUGGUCACGGGGAGUCUGGCGGACGACCAGUGGCACUCGGUGCAGGUGGAGAAGAAUAGAAAACAACUCCGCAUCGUCCUUGACGGCUCCCAAACCUCUUCGAUCCUCCAGCCCCCCGGACCCCAGCGGAACAUUUACCUCACCUCUGACCUAUAUCUCGGCGCCACCAUCGAAUCACGUGACGGCUACGUUGGAUGCAUCCGGUCCCUCCUGGUCAACGGGUUAAUGUUCGACUUGAAACAGGCCGGAGAGCUGCAACCUUACGGGGUUGGACUGGGAUGUUUCGGAAAAUGCGGCAGUGGACCGUGUUUGAACAAUGGGACCUGUGAAGAAGGUUACGAUAAGUACACCUGCGAUUGUCGGUUCACUGCUUUUAAGGGGCCGAUAUGCGCGGAUGAAAUCGGGAUAAACCUGGCUUCCAACUCUUAUGUAAAAAUGGAAUUCCGAGGGAGUUACAAGUCCACGAUUGCGGAGAAAUUGAGGGUCGGGUUUACAACCACGGAGCCAAAGGGGUUUCUCGUGGGGCUCUCGAGUAACAAGACGGGGGAGUAUUUGACGUUGAUGGUGUCCAAUUCUGGCCACCUCCGCCUGGUCUUCGACUUUGGCUUCGAACGCCAAGAACUGAUCUUCCCGGACCAGAACUUCGCCACGGGUCAGUACCACGACGUGCAAAUCACCCGCUUGGAUUCUGGAACGAAGCUAAUAAUGAAAGUGGACAAUCUCGAGCCAAAAAUUUACCAUUUUGACGUCAAGAACUCGGCGGAUGCGCAGUUUAACAAUAUCGAAUAUUUGUACAUCGGGAAGAACGAGUCCAUGCGGGAGGGCUUCAUUGGGUGCAUCUCGAGGGUGGAGUUUGAUGAUCAGUAUCCGCUGAAAUACUAUUUUCAGGAGGAUCGGCCGAGUACUAUUUAUAGUUAUCCAGCCACCCUAAUCGAAGACUUCUGCUCCGUGGAACCCGUGACGCACCCCCCUGAAAUCCCCGAGUCCCGGCCCCUCCCGAAGCUCGACGAGGACAAGCUCCGUGCCAUUUACAACUCUUCCACGAUCCAAUCCGCGAUUUUAGGGGGAAUUUUAGCAUUGCUGUUCUUGUUAAUAAUUUUGAUCGUGAUUUUAAUAGGAAGGCAGGUGGGGUUGUAUAAAGGACAAUAUUUGACCCAGGAGGAUGAGGGGGCCUUGGGCAGUGAUGGGGCGGAUGAGGCCGUUGUGAGGGGCGUGGCGGGGGUGAAGGUGGGGGUCAAGAGGGAGUGGUUUAUUUAGGGGUAUUCACGUGGGUGGGAUUUUUUUAGAGAUUUUAUAUACGCUUGUGGAUAUGGAGAAUUUUAAUCAAUAGGGGUAUUCACCAAGAAUCUUUGCAGCCAUGACUUUAGUAUUUAAAUGAAUCUCCUUUUUAUAUUUAUUAAACUUUUGUAUACCCUUUUUAGACUCGAUGUGUGUACUUAAUUGUUGAGUGAAAUCACGUACUUAACUAGUGUGUAAUAGGGGUGCUCACCUGUGGCACCUCCUAAAUGAAUCUCCCUAUUAUAAGUCAAAUUCUAUAUAUAUAAAUAUUUAAAUACCACGAAAAUAACCAUAGAAACGUAGAAAAAAGUGCUUUAUUAAUCAAUCAAACAUUAACAUUUUAGAGCUUUAAUUAUAAAUACAAAAAUUUUGUAUCCCGGUAUUAGGGGUAUUCACGCCUCCUCUCUCUAAUAGUGAUAAAUGGCCACUAUAAAUCUAUUUAAGUGUUUUUUGUACACCCCUUUUAGAAAAUUUUUAAUAAAUGACAAAAUUUUUAUAGUAAAUGAA